Molecule: messenger RNA, 2021 nt
Organism: Colossoma macropomum (tambaqui)
Lineage: Eukaryota; Metazoa; Chordata; Actinopteri; Characiformes; Serrasalmidae
Gene: apodb
Product: apolipoprotein Db
Exons: 5
Coding region: 146-700 (184 amino acids)
Biological process (GO): tissue regeneration; brain development; lipid transport
Molecular function (GO): lipid binding
Source: RefSeq, a predicted model, not a curated record
ACCCACUGACGACACAAAUCCAGCCAUUCUUCUUGUCGCUCCCUUCUUGUUACCAUUCCACUGUCAAGGGUGCUGACAAUAGCUGCGCAUCUCUCAGCUCAUAUCUGGCAGUUGGAUCACAGACAGACACAGUAGCCCUAUUGCCAUGAUGAAGACUGCCAUUGUGUUGGCAUUAGCCCUAAUGCUGACCACAGUGUCCUCUCAGACAUUCCACUGGGGUUCCUGUCCCAUCGUACCAGUACAGCUAGACUUUCAGCUGGCUGGGUAUUUAGGAACGUGGUAUGAAAUUGCAAAGCUCCCAGCAGCCUUUGAGAGAGGCAAAUGCAUCGAAGCUCAAUACUCUCUAAGAUCUGACGGGACCAUCAAAGUGCUUAAUAGUCAGACAGUUAAAGGAAAAGUGAAGAGCAUUGAGGGCACAGCUGUUGUGCAGAACUUGUUGGUGCCAGCAAAGCUUGGAGUUAGUUUUUCCUACUUCACCCCCUACAGCCCAUAUUGGAUCUUGUACACUGAUUACAAAAACGUGGCGGUGGUUUACUCCUGCACUGAGUUCCUGAGGAUGUUCCACAUCGACUACGCCUGGAUCCUGUCUCGCACCCGCGUUCUGCCUACUUCAUUCAUCGCCAUAGCCCAGGAGCUCUUAACUGGGUUCAGCAUCGACAUCAGCAGAAUUACUUUCACUGAUCAGCUCGGAUGUGUUUAAAUGAUUCAAGUAACAGUUAGAAUUUACACACUUACCCCAAAUAUAUUCAAUCAACCGAAACGAAUUUGAUCCGUGAAGUUUGUUUUUUAGUUUUGCACUGGCGCUAUGAGGCUAAUGUAACUAACAUUUAAUGGAAGCUUAAACCGAGCCACUUGCCAUCGUGCUAACUGACUACUCCACCACACACUUGCCUCUCAAAGUACAUCAGGAUGUUAAAGCUGCACUAUGUAAGAUUUGGGGAUUUGAUGACCUCUUUGGUGGAAAUGUGUAAUUGCACUCAACAUGCGGAAAAUACAUUUUUGGCGAAUUUCCGCAGCAUAGUAUGGCUCAACUCUACUCGACUCAACUCGACUCGCUUUUGGUACCAUCUGCUUCGCUUUCCACUGCAGACUAAAUGUAGCUGGUCGUCAUAGUGACACCACACGAAACUGCCGUGAUGUGAAGGAGACAAAUUUUGUUCAGAAGAGGCUGAUGGCAGCAGUCUGCAGUUUUUCCACAUCACCUUUCGGUAUCAGCUCAGCUCACUCGGAACCUUGAUUUUGCAUUUGAGAUCUAAACAUCGAGCCGGACCUUCUUUCUAAGUCUGUGUGUUGAGCUUUUGAGUGUGCCUGUCCAAGAAAUUCAGCCCGACGCCUCUGACUUUUAACCUCUUGAAAGGCCAGGGCCAGAGUUUUAUUACACACUUCUGUAACCUAAGAAUAGCUCCACCAGUUUGCACUGAAGUCCCUGUAGUUAUUGAAUAAUAAGACUUGUAAGGGGUUAAAUGAUUUUUUCAGGGUUUACAGGCUGACUUGCAGCAGCGCACGGCUAUUUUAUUUUAGCGUGUCUUUUACCCCUCCUGACUCAGUAAUGCUACUUAUUUUCAUUGGAAAAAAACAGUCUUACAUAGUGCAGCUCUAAGUCAUCUCAAAUGGACUUAAUUGUGUUCAGUGACACUAUGAAAAUGGACAAACAUAUGGACAAAGUUCAGACUUCAAGAUGGCUGUUACUAUGUUUUAUGUUUUGAAAGAGCAAAACUAACAAAGCAAACUUUACAUACCAAACACGUCAUGGCUGAUCAACUAUAUUUGGGUAAAGGGGAAUCUGUUUAAAUCUGAACAGAUACUGCUUGCAGUAUCAAGUAUCACUGAUGAUUAUGUUUAUAGUGCAAAUCUUACUUAUGAUCAAUCAUUGCUGAAUGUCACAUUACUGAAUACUUUUACAGUUUUAAGCUCUUUAAAAUCAUGUAUUACCACAUUAACUGACUUCAGUUACAUCACUUAUAUAUUCUACAGUAAAUGAUUGUGUUGAAUAAAAGCUUGAUUAUCAAGGUGGCUCUGAA